Sebastes umbrosus (honeycomb rockfish) is the source of this 5833-nucleotide messenger RNA. It is a transcript of the gene st8sia3, whose product is annotated as ST8 alpha-N-acetyl-neuraminide alpha-2,8-sialyltransferase 3. Lineage: Eukaryota; Metazoa; Chordata; Actinopteri; Perciformes; Sebastidae. The transcript has 5 exons. Gene Ontology annotation, biological process: oligosaccharide metabolic process; N-glycan processing. Gene Ontology annotation, molecular function: alpha-N-acetylneuraminate alpha-2,8-sialyltransferase activity. The record is from RefSeq and is a predicted model, not a curated record. Bases 854 to 2092 code for a protein of 412 amino acids.
UAGAUAGAUUAAUAGAUAGAUAGAUAGAUAGAUAGACAGAUAAAAUGGAUGAAAAUGUUUGUCCAUUAGCUUAAAGUCACUCCACAAAGCUGUUAUUGUUUGGGUGUGUGCAGAAAACACAUGUAUUUCCACAUGUUUUCUCAACACGUUUGACUUCAGACUGAUCCUAAAAGGACCUGCAACCCCCCUCAUCAUCCCUCAUCAUCUGUGUGAGCGUCGCCUCUCCUCCUCCAGCUGAGCUGCGUCUCUCUGCCUCCAUCAGGACGCAGAGCUCCGCCUCGGAUGCUGCCGUCGCUGUUUAUUAUCUGAUUACCGCGAUACGAAACGAAGAGCUGCGUCUCCUUAAAGCGACACGGCCGCUUUAAUUAAUGAGAGUACCGGAGAGAGAGAAGAGGAGGAGAGAGACGAAGAGGAUGCAGAUGAAGAGACGGAGCAGCAUCCUUGCAUCAUUUCACCGCCUUGAGGGUGUUACGAUACCGGCUGUAAUCUGACCCUGUAUGCCUGAGGAAAAACCUCCAAGACACCCCCUCCUCCCUUCUCCAUCCUCUCCAUCCUGCGAUGCAUGGACUGUCAAUGCGUCACCCUCGCUCUUCCUGCGUCGUUUCUUCCGCAGACGCGUCGCAGCCUCAUAUUUAGGUUGUGAAUUCAGAUGCAAAAACGCGGCCUUGCAGCUCUCCACUCCUCCUGCUCCACACAUGGACUCUGUAGCCUUCAUGGCUUCUGUUAAAUCCGCGGUUUGUGCGUCCUUGUUCGCCUGUCAGGCCUUUUGCAUUUCUUCCGCCCAUGCGUCGCCGCUGCCGCUGCCGCUCCACCGCAUCAGCGUCUUCGCGUCUACGCCCUCGCCCUGCCGCUGAUGCGGUGCGCCUGGACGCUCGCAGUCUCCUCCUCGUCCUCCUGGCCGGUCGGUGCUCCUCUGGUGGUCCGGUGGAGAGGCAGGAUGGUGCGGAUCGCCAGCGCGCUGGGGCUCGUCAUGUUCAGCGUGGCUCUGCUCAUCCUGUCGCUCAUCAGCUACGUGUCCAUCAAAAAGGACUUUCUGCUCAGCACCCCCAGAUAUGGACCCAAUGGAGGACCCAGGAUGUCCAUGUUCCACGCAGGGUUUCGCGAGAGGCCGCCUCGCAAACCCGACCUGAGCUCCCAGCUGGCGUUGAAGUAUCUGGAUCCAGCUUUCACUCCUCUGACCAACUCUCUCAGCGAAGACAUACAGAACUCCUCUAAAUGGACCUACAACAGCUCUGCUUUUAUACGGCUGAAAAAUGAGAUCUCACAAUACAUCGACAUCCCCCACAACUUCUCACUGAUAAGAGACUCAGUCCGAACCGGACAGCUGAUGCACUAUGACUACUCAAGCCACAAGUACGUUUUCUCCAUCGGCGAGAAUUUCCGCUCGCUCCUCCCUAAUGUCUCGCCGAUCCUCAACAAGCACUACAAUGUCUGUGCCGUGAUCGGCAACAGCGGCAUCCUCACCGGCUCUCGCUGCGGCCCCCAGAUCGAGAAGUUUGACUUUGUCUUCCGCUGCAAUUUCGCGCCGACCGAGAUCUUUAAGAAGGACGUCGGGCGGCGGACCAACAUGACGACCUUCAAUCCCAGCAUCCUGGAGAAAUACUACAACAACUUACUGACUGUGCAGGACAGGAACAACUUCUUCCUGAGCCUGAAGAAGCUUGACGGCGCCAUCCUGUGGAUCCCGGCGUUUUUCUUCCACACGUCAGCUACAGUGACGAGGACGCUGGUCGACUUCUUCGUGGAACAUCGAGGUCAGCUGAAGGUCCAGCUGGCCUGGCCCGGAAACAUCAUGCAGUAUAUCAACAGCUACUGGAAAACCAAGCAGCUGUCGCCGAAGCGCCUGAGCACCGGCAUCCUGAUGUACACGCUGGCGUCCUCCAUGUGCGACCAGAUCCACCUGUACGGCUUCUGGCCCUUCGGCUGGGACCCCAACACGGGAAAGGAGCUGCCGUACCACUACUACGACAAGAAGGGCACCAAGUUCACCACCAAAUGGCAGGAGUCCCAUCAGCUGCCCGCCGAGUUCAAACUCCUCUACAAGAUGCAUACGGAGGGGCUGCUGAAGCUCUCCCUGUCCCACUGUGCUUAGGGCUAAAACUGCAGCAGGUGCAGCGCUCCUUCAAAAACUCCUCUCCAACGCUUCCACGAGCCGCAGAGGCAGACGAGGGAAGAUUUCAUGUGGUUUUUGCCAAAAGCAAAAUCUUGGAUCUGAGGCUGAGUUGGUGCAAAUUAACAGUUUUUAGCCCAAAAGCCCAGUUAGACAAACCGUUUGUACAAACCGCAACAGCUCAAGAGACAAGGAGUCUAUUCAUUUUCUACAACUGAAGAAUCUAAAGACGAAGAGGACUACAGUUUUUGGAAAAGGUGGCUGCAGCUGGACUUUUAGGCGUCGUUGCUCUUCAGCAGAAUAUCACAACCUUGAAUUGCUUCAUGGUGUUUUUAUCACUCGUCACUCUUAGAACUGCGGCUGCAAAAAUAAAAAUAUAUCAGGGUUAGAUAAUCGGUGAUAUAUGUUAGAAUAUAGCCUCAUAAUCCCAGUCAAAUAAAUCACCACUUUAGCCAGGUGGCUUCAUUCACACACAGUUAUUGUUUUUACAUUUGCUGCUGCUGGAGAGCUUUAGUGAGGAAAUCUAGAGAGUUUGAAAGGAUUUGAACCUGAAGCACUGGGAGGCAGGUGCAUUAGCUUUACUAUGUAACUGGAAAAGAUACCAGUGGACACAAACCCUAAAGACUAUCUCCUAAGACUCAGGCAGCACAAUUGAAUCCUAACUUUAUUUAAAAACUGUUUGAGGUUGAUUAGAAAAUCUUAGUCUGUAUUAGUUUUAAAAUGGUUGCAUUGUAAAUCCUUAAAUUGCCCUAUAUGAUUACGUAAUCAGCAACGAAGGCCAAGGAUGAAGAGUGCAGAUAAUGAAUCUACAAGUAGGCAGCAACAGGAACACCCCAUCCAUCACCUGACCUCCUCACGCUUACGCUAUGUUCACACCACGAGCGACAAAGCAACAAAACUGGCCAGCUACAUUUUCGCCGAGUCGCCGUUGAAGUGUUGCUCAAGCGUUCAUUGACGUAGUUCUGUCUUUAACUAGCACUGGGAGCUGGCUAAUGGCAAGAAUGUGUUUCUUCUGUUUUUUAGAUGGAACGGAACAAGAUUGAGAGAGAAGUGGGCCCACAUGGGGAAGUUUGUCUUCAGGGCUUUCUGCCAGAAAGAGUUUAUUUUAACCAAAACCAUGAUCUUCUCCUAAACCUAACCAAGUAGGUUUGUUGCCUAAACCUAUUCCAAUUUCUGGCAGAGAAGCAAACUUCUCCCAUGUGUGAAGGGGAACCGUAAAACGCUUCACCGCGUCAUUGAAGCUGAUAAAAGCUUGAGGCCCGCUCAACUUUGAUUUGUAACGCGUCACGCCCGGCACACAGCGACAGGUGUCGGGCAUCAGUUUGUAGCUUCAUAUCACCGGCUUCCAUUGAAAAUGACCUGUUGCUUUGUCGCUCGUAGUGGCAUUACUUUCCACCUUGCUACAUAAAGGGCACGCUACUUCCUGAAUUGGUGCUAAAACGUUAGCACUGGACGUAAACUAUGCUUUGCAAAUUCGUUCAAUAUGCACAAAAUUCUUCGGCAUACUGGACUGGAAUUGAAAUUUAAGAUGAUUGUAAUCAGACAUAGUUACCUUUAAACAAAAAAAGAGGACGUACACCAGAUGUUUGCCCCAUACUGAAGCACACUUUUUCCAUCUUUGAAGCAAGACAAUAACCAUAUCUGUGAGAAAGUGCGAGUGUUAGAUGUUUCGUUUGUUAAGAAACUGGUUGAGCAACAGAUAACAGCAAGAAAAGAUCGUGAACUUCAGUCCUAGUUCUCACUUUGUUGGCCCAUUCAUUAAUAUGACCGUGUGAGACAAGAGGAAUCUUAGAUCAUGAAUACAAAAAGGCGACAUAUUCUCACGGCCAUGAAUUCCAAUCUGUACAUAUUAACUACAAAUGUUUUGUAUCAUAUCAUAUAGCAGCCCUUCUGUUCACAGAAGUAUAGUAAGUUCAAAGUGUUAUUUUGGGAUUGGAUUAAAUUCUGGCUAAAGUGAGGUUAAGGUUUUGGUCUUUCAUCCCGGUUGGGUCCACAAUUGUGGCAACCCGGUCUCACUCCCAGCUCGUCAAAUACUGACGAUUGGGCGGCGCCCCUCGGCAUCAGAAACUGACGCACGGAGGCGCCCUGUAGAGACAGUAGGCUAUGUGGCGAACUGAGCUUUCAACUAACUCCAAUGUAAACACACCCGCAGCGUUAUUCGACGGUCGGAGCAAAUGAUGUAGUAUUAAUAGCGUGAGAGUCCGCCGGAGGGUUGGUGGAUGGGUCAAACAAACGCAACACUUUCAACCAGGAGACCGGUUUUCGUGUCCCGUGUGAAACUAAAAGUAAUGGCGGUCUUUAGUUACAUAACUCAUUGGUAUCGUUAGUCCCGUGUGUCGCUAGUCAGUGAAGUUAACGUCAACCACGACCGUUUCCCAACCCUAACUAAGUGGUUGUGUUGCCUAAACCUAAACCCUAUAGGACACUAUGCAUAUAACGAGCGUAUAUUGACACGCCGUCCAUGGUCCGUCCAAAAAUAAUGCAAGAGGGGUACCCUGUGCGUCGGUCUCUGAUGCCGAGGGGCACCGACCAAACGGCGGUAUUUGACGAGUUGGGAGUGAGAAUGUGUUGAUUUGGGCACUGUUGUGUAUUUUGUGGUAUGAAUGUUUUUCACAUCCAUCAAGAAUGUGAUUUGUAGAAGUAUUAAUGAUUUGAAAUGCUCAGUGAUGUUUGGUCAUCUGUGGUUUUUACGUGCGAACUGAUGAAUGUUUCUGUUCCUACAUACGCAACUUCCAUCAUCUCCUGUAACAUCCACACAUUGUAAACUGGAAUUUCCAUCUGAACGUUCUCCUCAAAGAAACAUACAUGUACAGUUUAAACUUUACAGAGGCAAGUGGUCUUCAAUAAGGCGAUUAUAUCCAUCAUUAUUAUGAUAAGGGGGUCAGAGGUCAGGUGCAUCAUCCCUGAAGCAGGUGGAGGUUCAUUUUGUUGUUUAACAGGAGCAGGAGGGCUCACACCAGUUACAGAUCAGUCUGUCAAACCACCACGCAAAAAGAAAAGGGAAUUUCUUUCUCAAGUGAUAAAUUCACUCAUAGACACAUGGUUUUCAGGUGUGUCAAAUGUGAAUUAUCAUAUUUGACAUAUGCUUUCUUGUCAUGUAUUUCUAUAAUUGCUGCAGUGCGUUAAUGAGACAACAGAAACGAGAGAAACUGGGAUUAUUUUUGUAAUCUGCAGCUGAAUUUUGUUGUUUUUUUUGUUUGUUGCUUUCUUAACCUCCUACAGUUUCAUUCCAAAAUGAAACACCUAUGACUUGAAACAUGACAUUUUCAGGACUUCGACAGAAAGAUUGUUGGCAUGAAGGUUAAACUCACUAUUUAAUAAUACUAGUAAUAAUGUUAUAUUUUGACUUGAGCACAUUACAAACUCCUUAAAGUUAACAGGAUGUAAAAUCAUUUUAUUUUUGUCUUCUUUUGUCACCUUUUAUUUUUGUAAUAUGAAAUAUCAGUCGGUAUCAGGUAACAUUUUUCCAGAAUGUAUUUUUUGCAUUUUGAAUGAUAUUAAUGAGGCUGGCUCCAUCCAUAUCGACAUGUCUGUAGAGAUCACUCUAUGAAGGGUAAUAUAUACGAAAAACACAUUUAGAUAUCAUAGGCAAUAUGCUGUAGAUUAACAAAUAUGUUUUAUUCAUCCAAUACUUGAAAGAAAAAUAUAUCUACUCUGUAUUUAUUUAAUCAUUUAGUCAUUAAAAUGAAUGAAAUGAUCAAUUUGACAAAGUGAAUCCUGUCU